UUUUUAUAGCGGUUUUACGUUGCAACCAGGUAUUUGUUACCACUUGAGCUAAUGGGCUGUUGCAUUGUAUAAAAAAUUAUUUCAUCUCACUGCUCCCAUGUUUCCUUUUGUUCUUCUAGUCCCACGUGUUUACAGACAUCUUUAAACUUUAUAUCGUUAUAUCAUAUGAUUACAUAUUUUUGUGGGCAAAGAGAACUUCUUCGCAGGAGGUGCACAUUUUCACCACUUUCAAAUUUUCUGCAAAUUUUGGUAAGAAUCUGAGCAUGUUAAAGCCCUCAAAAGCCAAUUUAUUUGCCUGAAAAAAAUCUGAUGUAAGCCCUGGUAAAAUAGCAGGCUUCCUGAUGUGUUUAAAUUAAAUUAAUUUAUUUUAUCAUGAUAAAUGUUGCAUUAUUAUUGCUGCUUUAUAUUUUAAACUCAUCUCUAUGGCAGAGAAUGACAAAUACUUCAUAAACAAGUCUGAGGUAGAACAUUAAAACCUAUUUAGUUUCACACCUCAAUUUAUCAUAGCAAUAUAUUAAAACACUUUCUAUAAUAUACAAUAUUGAUGUAAAUUAUAUUUUGCAUAUACAUAUAUGUUUGUUAUGGCCCAGGCACACUGUUGAUGCUGAGAAGCAACUUGAGCUGCUCUGUCCCUGUUGGUUCGACCAAUAAAGUUUUUUCAAACCACGUGACCAUCACUCUCAUGGCUGCGCCCUCGUGUCGUGCGUGGUUGUAAACAGUUGUGAUCGCAUUCGGAUGUUCUGAGGAGGCGCAGAGAGUCAAGAAAAUGAAGUCGAAUAAGAUGAGGCCGAAAAGCAGGGGUGUGUCGUCCGGGCUGGCGAAGAAAAAGAAGCGGAGCAUCCAUGUGAAAGGCAGCUGGUCAGCUGUGCAGCUCGACCCCAGCAUCUUCUCCGAGGAGGGCCUGGAGGGACUGGUGUGUUUCGAGGAGCUGGCUAGUUACAGUCUGGUGGACUCCGACAAGGCUGCGGCCACAGAAGCGAGAGAGCUGAGGAAGAAGGAGGAGAAGAAGAUGAAGAGGAAGGCGAAGGCGAAGGCUAAAGCGAAGAAAAGAAAGGCCAGCGAGGGAGGGGAGCAGGGAGGAGGGGAAGGGGGUCCCGGUGUGGAGGGCAUAGAGGGAGAGGAACCAACUGAACCACCCAAAAAGAAAGUGACAAAUAAGAAUAAGAAUAAGAAACAAGCUGCAGAAGAAUCAGUCCCUGAAGAUGUCAUUUCGACAGAGGAGACACAGAAGGAUGGAGCUGCAAACGCGGAGGGAGGACCAGAAGAAGAUACAGCUAAAGAAGACCCUCAACGAAAUGUCCAAGCAAAGAAGAGCAAGAAAAAGAAGAAUAAGAUACAGAAACAGCCGAUAGAAGAGGAUGUAGAGAAACAGACCAAUCUGGAGGCCCCUCCAGAACUUCAGGCCCCGGAAAUAGAAAAACCCUCGCAAAAAAAAGUGACCAACCUGACUAAAAAGAAAAACAGAAACUGGACAAAUAUCGCCAAUUCUGGCUCUGAGGACCAAAAGGCUGAUGUGGGAGCGUGGAAGGAUUUGUUUGUUCCUUCCCCCGUGCUGAAGGCGCUGAGCAGCCUUGGAUUUGGCUCGCCCACGCCGAUUCAAGCCCUGGCACUGCCCUCGGCCAUCAGGGAUCGUAUGGAUGUACUGGGGGCAGCGGAGACGGGAAGUGGCAAGACGCUGGCUUUUGGUAUUCCCAUGAUCCACGCCAUCCUGGAGUGGCGAAAGGGCUCAGAUGAACCUGCUGAGAGCACUAGUGAGCCAGCCCCACAGGUGGAGAGUUUGUAUUUACCAAGCCUAAAGUCCGAAAAUGAUGCUGAGUCCGAAACAGAGGAGGACAACAUGGAGGCUGAGGAAGAAGAGGACGAAGUUGUCUCAGAUCAGGACCAAGGUGACUCAGAUGACGGCGACUCAGAUGACGGCGACUCAGAUGACGGUGAGGUGGAUGGCGGUGAGGAGGAUGACGGUGAUGAGGAUGAGGAUCAGACACUGGGAUGUGUGAAAGUGAUCGAAGAUGCAGAGUUUGACUUGGACGAAGAAGCUGAAGAAAAACCUGCAGGGGGUCGGAAUCAGCCUCUGCUUGGACUGGUGCUCACUCCCACCAGGGAGCUGGCUGUUCAGGUCAAACACCACAUUGAUGCGGUCGCUAAAUUUACUGAUAUCAAGACGGCGAUAAUUGUGGGUGGAAUGGCACAACAGAAACAGAGGAGGAUGUUAAAACGCCGGCCGGAGAUUGUUAUUGCGACUCCAGGACGUCUGUGGGACUUGAUCAAAGAGAAACAUCCACAUCUGCUGAACCUCAGACAGCUCAAGUGCCUGGUCAUAGACGAAGCCGAUCGUAUGGUGGAAAGAGGCCACUUUGCAGAGCUGGAGAAUCUGCUGGAGAUGCUGAACACCGUGCACUUCAACCCCACGAGGCAAACCUUUGUGUUCUCUGCCACAUUGACCAUGGCUCACAGCCUGCCCACCCGCCUCCUGCAGAAGAAGAAGAGGAAGAAUAUGGACCAGAGGGGCAAGCUGGAAGUUCUCAUGGAGAAAGUGGGGAUCAAGUCCAAACCCAAAAUCAUCGACCUCACCAGGAAGGAGGCGACGGUGGAGACGCUGACCGAGACGCGGAUCCACUGCCAGAAAGAGGAGAAGGACUUCUACCUGUAUUACUUCUUGCUGCAGUUCCCUGGGCGCACCAUGGUGUUCGCCAACAGCAUAGACUGUAUCAAGAGACUGAACUCCCUGCUGGUGAUCUUAGAAUUUGAUCCACUGCCUCUUCACGCCAACAUGCACCAGAAACAACGGCUGAAAAACCUGGAGCGGUUUGCCGAGAGGGAGAAUUGCGUUCUGCUGACCACUGAUGUAGCUGCAAGAGGACUGGAUAUCCCCAAUGUUCAACAUGUGAUCCACUACCAGGUUCCCAGGACAUCUGAGACUUAUGUCCAUCGGAGUGGCAGAACAGCGAGAGCGACUAAAGAGGGUCUCAGUUUGCUGGUAAUCGGCCCAGACGACGUGUUGAACUUCAGAAAGAUUUAUAAUACUCUAGGGAAGGACGAGGACCUUCCAAUGUUCCCCAUAGAGAGCAAAUGCAUGGAAGCAAUCAAAGAACGAGUAAACUUGGCCAGGAGCAUAGAGAAGAUUGAGUUCCACAACGGCAGAGAGAAGCAACACAACUCCUGGUUCACAAAAGCAGCAGAGGCCCUGGAGGUGGACCUGGAUGAUGAUCUUUUACUCGGUAAGACCAGCAUAACCAUAUCUGUGACAACCAUUGGAAAGGUGUUCAAAUACAAACAGCUGAAGGUGCCAUGUUUGUUCACAGGCGGAUCAAAGGACGAGGAUGGUGACAGAGAGCAGCAGAAGAUGGUCAAGAGCAUGAAAAAGCAUUUGAAGCAUUUGAGAUCCCAGCCUGUGUUCAAGAACCUGGUCAAGACCAGGUACCCGACUCAGAUGGGAAAACUCGCCCUGCCCAACCUGCCUCGUGCCGGGUUGGAAAGCGCCCUGACCAAGGUGUCAAUACAGCAGAAGGAAGACGACUUAAAAAAAGCUGGUCCACCACAGCAAGGGAAAAAGAAGCAGAGGAAAGAGCUGAGGAAAGAAAAGAGGAAGGAAAAGAGGCAGCAGCAGAGGCAGCAGCAACAGCAGGAGCAGCAGGAGCAGCAACAGCAGCAGGAGCAGCAGGAGCAGCAGUGAUAUGUAAUAAAAAAUUUGUAUUUAAAAAAAAAAAUGCCAUCUUCGAAACACUUACAAUGCUUAAUAGAUAAAUGAAAUUUUUAACAUGCACAAUGUGCAAUAAUUGUAUUUCCAGAUGUUGUUGAUUCUCUGUACGCUGCAAGAUUUUAUAAAAAUUCGUUUUCACAAGUG
This is a messenger RNA of Platichthys flesus (European flounder), 3844 nucleotides long. RefSeq names its product DEAD (Asp-Glu-Ala-Asp) box helicase 24 (gene ddx24). Gene Ontology annotation, molecular function: nucleic acid binding; ATP binding; RNA helicase activity. Lineage: Eukaryota; Metazoa; Chordata; Actinopteri; Pleuronectiformes; Pleuronectidae. Bases 767 to 3673 code for a protein of 968 amino acids. The transcript is spliced from 8 exons. Gene Ontology annotation, cellular component: nucleolus. The record is from RefSeq and is a predicted model, not a curated record.